UCAGUCGUCGUUCGCAAUUCAAUCGAAACAUCGACAACACUUUUAUUAUCUCCUUUACUUUUAGUUUAUUGUUGUUGGUGCUGCCAUUUCGCGUCGUCGCUUUGUGCACACGAUUACCGAAUGCGGUAUAUUUUUUGCUAUUUAUAAAAAAGUCCACCAUAUCUCUCAUACAGCGAAGCAGUAGCAUUAAAAGCAGCGGCAUCAAGACAGUUGCGAAAAAAAAAACAACAAACAAGUCAUUUGUUAACGCGCAAACAGAGCAGUGCAAGUGCUCGAACUGACACAGUCAUCGAAGGAAUUGCAAACGAAACAAAAGGUGCUCAAUAGACUCUUAACACUCUCAACGGUAAAGUACCACCGACGAAACGCAUUAAGUGGUAAGAGCAUCGAAUGAUAAAAAAAAUUAAAGAACACACACAUUUACCAGUGUAAAAAAAAUCGAAAGUGAGUGUUUAAUAUGCGAUUAUUAUUGCGAGAAUAUUAUUGAGAAAAAUAAAACAGUUUGUAAACGAGAUAAAAAAAAAGAGAGAAGACAAAAAAAGGUGAAGAGAAAUAAAAGGAACUAGAACUGAAGGAUAACCGAACAAACUGACAAUUUUGACAAGAAGAUCGGGAAAAGAAUUAUUCCAAAAAUAAAAGAAACAAAAAAGAGCACGGUCGUCGUUGUCGGCAACAUCAUCAUCAGUGGUUAAGCCGUCGCUCCUUAUAUAGUGUACAAUAAAAAAAAAAUCGAAAACAAUCUUUUGGUAAAUUACGCAUAAGACAAUUUAGCGAACUCGAAACACGUUCUGUAUGUUGUUGCCUUUUAUUUGUUUCUCAUUUUUGGAUGCGAGUACGAUUUUACGCUCAGUUUCGAUUUGAAGGUGAUAUGCUCCGGGUGCUAUUCUUGACGAGUAAACAAUAUGUCAUUUAUUUUGAGUGCUGGCAACAUUUGAGAAAAGAUUCUACAAGGAAUUGAGAGUGAAUGAUUUUUUUUUUGUUGUUUAGUUAACAGCUAAAAUAAACACUAAGAUUACAAUCGGUAUUAUUUUAAAGAAAUUUUCAUUAAAUCACCAUUAAAUUGGGUUAAACUAAUAGAGAGAGUGAGUGUGAAAACUUAAAUAAUAAAGACAAAAAUAUCAAGCAAAGGAAGCAUACGAAAAGUGAGAGUGUGAGCUUGGUAUACGGUGAUUGGUUGCGCAAGUUUAAGAACCACCGAACAAAACGGUAUUUAUAAACAAUUCUAUAAAAGAGAUAUAAUAUGUAUGACGCUCAAACAAAGUAGUUUGAAAUUGAAGUGAAUAAAAACACACGCAGCCGCCAAAGCUAAAUAAAUUUGUUAAUGAAAUCGUUGAAACAAGGAAGCAAAGAUAAAUUAAAAAUAAACACGAACAACUCAAAUAGAAGAACAUCGUCAACAACAACAACGACAAAAGUAGCAGCAAUAGCACAAGAGAUAAAAUUAAAAAAAAGAAUGAAUAACGUAGUAUUUGUGUCAUUCCUGGUGCUAACGAUAAGCAUUAGCCAUUUCGGUGUCGGUGUAUCUGGUCAAUACGUUCAAUAUAAUGCGAAUGCUCAAGAAAACCAAUCAGUGGCUGAUAGACGAAUUGAUACGGCCACCGAAUAUGAGUAUUAUGACGAUGUGAUUGAGGACAUAAGUACAACACAAAGUCUACCAACGACAACAACUACGAAAGCGACAACAACAACAACGACCACAAGCACGUCAAAACCAAUCACAUCAUCGUAUCGUAUUUUGACUACCCAUCGAAACGCUUUCCGUCCGAGCAAUUUCAAAAAGAAAUUCGAUGUAACAACAAAACAAUAUCAUGCCGAUAGUUAUACCGAAGCAUCGAACGAAAAUGCAUUUGUGCAAAAGGAGCCAAAUCAAUCGAAGCAAUAUCAACAGCAGCCGCCGCAACAGCAACAACUUGCACCACCGCACUUACGAAAUGCAAUAGCUGACAUCAAUCGGCGCACGAGUGGAAAAGAAUAUGCUCAGGAAAAAUCAUCAUCAACAUCAAUCGAUUCGAAUAAUGUUAACGGCAGUGGUAAUUACUUUUCGAGACGAUACGCGCGGUUCCUAUUCAAACUUCGUACCGGAUAGUCACAUUAAAUACGCUCAUUAAAACCACACAAUGGGUGACUUCAGUGUUGAGCAACAGCAAACAUUUCUCUGCUCUUCUUCAUGUACUAUUUUUUUUAUUUCGUCUGAACUUAUCUUUUUUUUUCUCUGUUUUACUGUUACGGUUUUUUUUUAAUAUUCUUUGCC
Messenger RNA from Contarinia nasturtii (swede midge), 2251 nucleotides. RefSeq names its product cAMP-dependent protein kinase catalytic subunit-like. The record is from RefSeq and is a predicted model, not a curated record. The transcript has 3 exons. Bases 1322 to 2086 code for a protein of 254 amino acids. Lineage: Eukaryota; Metazoa; Arthropoda; Insecta; Diptera; Cecidomyiidae.